Hyla sarda is the source of this 1470-nucleotide messenger RNA. RefSeq names its product olfactory receptor 6F1-like. The record is from RefSeq and is a predicted model, not a curated record. Gene Ontology annotation, molecular function: G protein-coupled receptor activity; olfactory receptor activity. The coding region runs from base 1 to 1470 and encodes 489 amino acids. Gene Ontology annotation, cellular component: membrane. The transcript is spliced from 5 exons. Gene Ontology annotation, biological process: G protein-coupled receptor signaling pathway. Lineage: Eukaryota; Metazoa; Chordata; Amphibia; Anura; Hylidae.
AUGGAGAAGUCUGUCUUACGAGUCACCUCUUUACUGCAUUUACUUUUGAAAUUAGCUUUAACUAAAUCUUUCUAUCCCACUAACUAUCCAACUAUUCAAGCAGGUUUAUCUAGUUGGGAGCAUGCUCUUUCCUCGGGUCUCCUAAAUCCAAUCUCUUAUCCAUCUACUCCUCUGCUGGGUUUAAAGCCUCUUUUACCAAGUGUUGAUUUCUCAACUUGGGUUAAAGUAGAUACCAUCUCCUUAAGAGAUAUAAGCGAUGGAGACUCGCUUUUGUCUUUUCAGGAGAUCAGGGAUAGUUGCCCAUCCAAACGCAUCAUUCCUUCAAGCUUAAAUAGGAAGCUGAUUUGGUCCAACCUAUUUACGGAAUGUGCAUCAGAGAACAGAAGCUUGGCUGAUGGGCUCCUGCUCCUUGGAUUGACUAAUGAAAGGGACAUAAGCAUCAUACUCUUUUUAUUCUUUUUGAUGAUCUAUAUGGUAACCCUGUCGGGAAACAUAACCUUAAUUUCACUCACUAGAACUGACACCAAUUUAAGAACGCCUAUGUAUUUUUUUCUAACUAACUUCUCUUUCCUAGAGAUAGGGUAUACAGCAGUCACUGUACCUAGAAUGCUCUUCGAUCUUUUGUCUGGAAACAAGACUAUAUCUUUUGAGAGUUGCCUCACUCAGAUGUAUUUCUUUUUUCUCUUUGGCACCACAGAAUUCUUUAUUCUGGCUCUAAUGGGAUUUGACCGCUACCUGGCCAUCUGCCAUCCACUUCAUUAUCCCAACAUCAUGAACAAACGAUUCUGCUACCAGCUAGUUUUUGGAUCUUGGAUAAGUGGAUGUAUGGUCCCAACUGUACCCACAAUUGUACUCUCUCGAAAGCCAUUUUGUGGGCCGAAAAUCAUCAAUCAUUUUUUUUGUGAUGUUGGACCUCUGGUGAAGCUCUCAUCCCCUAACACACUCUUCUUAGAUAUUUUUGUCUUUAUGAUCUCUGCUGUUGUAGUCCUUGGUUCUUUACUGCUUGUUACAGUUUCUUAUGUCUUCAUCAUAUCUGCCAUUUUACGAAUAUCUUCAUCUUCUGGACGACGCAAAGCUUUCUCAACCUGUGCUUCCCAUUUUUCAGUUGUAAUAAUUUUCUUUGGUACUGUGAUAUUCAUGUACAUCCGACCUUCCUCUGGAGAAGAUUUUGAGAUGGACAAGGCUAUAUCCAUCUUUUACUCUGUUGUUACACCUGCAUUGAAUCCUCUUAUUUACAGUUUAAGAAAUAAUGAGGUAAAAAAGGCUUUGAGAAAAGCUUUUCAAAGACAUAGAAACUCCUGGAAAGAAUUGGGAGUUCUAUAUUCCAUCAAGUUGAAGUCACAUCCCACCUUGGAAGAGUUAAGGUUCUCAUCCUAUUGCAGCUCGGGUGUGGCUUUAACAAGUCAAGGUUACCUAGCUAGUCUGCGUCAAACCUCGGAAGGUGAACAGAAGAAAGGAAAGAUUGAAUAG